CCCCUGCGUGAGUUAUAGAGUACGCCGCUGAGUGCUUUGGAAACACACGAUGGAAGGGCGGAAAAGUCUUUGUCUCCUUUGGGUGCUAAUUUCUCCGGGUCGGAUGAGAUCCUGCAGGGCAUGGAGCCUCGCUGCGCUACUGGGUCUAACAGUGCAAGUAGCCGGCUUUGGGGCUUUCCUGAUAAAUGUGGACAUCUCACAUACCGAAAGGGAAUUGAAGCACUUUUGGAAAAGCACAGGAUAUUGUCCUCCUCUGCCACACAGCAAAGCAGAUUUGUUUGAUCUCAGUAAAGACCAAAUAAUUAACCUGGCUUAUAUUUCUUCUGUGCCACACAAUGGCAUUGAGCAAAUUCGAAUCCACUGGCUCCUGGAACUUAUUCAAGUCAGGGAGGCUAACAAGACACUUCAUUAUAAUUUCACCAACCUGGAUAACUUCAUGGAUCUUCUUUGGGAAAACAAACUAUGUCCAGGAUUCGAAUUGAUGGGAAGUCCCUCGGGAUACUUCACUGACUUUGAAGAUAAAAGGCAGGUGAUACAAUGGAAGGAACUGGUUACACAGUUGGCUGAAAGAUAUAUAGAGCGUUAUGGAUUGAAGCAUGUUUCUAAAUGGAAUUUUGAGACUUGGAACGAGCCAGAUCACCAUGACUUUGACAACGUAUCCAUGACAGUUAAUGGAUUUCUCAACUACUAUGAUGCUUGCUCUGAAGGUUUAAGACAAGCCAGUACUCAGCUGAAAUUUGGAGGUCCUGGAGACUCCUUCCACCCAUUCCCAAAGUCCCCCAUGUGCUGGAGCCUCCUCUGUCACUGCCACAAUGGAACUAAUUUCUUCACUGGAGAGACCGGCGUCCGGCUAGACUACAUCACCAUGCAUAAGAAGGGAGCUGGGCGGUCGCUGUACAUCUUAGAACAAGAAACUGAAGCAGUGGGACAGAUCCAGAAGCUCUUUCCUAGGUUCACCUCUGUGCCUGUAUACAACGACGAGGCAGAUCCGCUGGUGGGGUGGUCAGUUCCGCAGCUGUGGAGAGCGGAUGUCACCUAUGCGGCCAUGGUGGCUAAGGUUAUCGCCCAGCACCAAAACCUGCUGCUUGCUCGAGCCAACAACACCGUCAACUACACUUUGCUGAGCAACGACAACGCGUUUCUGAGCUACCACCCCUAUCACUUCAUGCAGAGGACGCUGACGGCGCGCUUUCAGAUGAACAACACCAAACCGCCGCAUGUCCAGAUGGUGAGGAAGCCGGUGCUCACAGUGAUGGGCUUGCUGGCUCUGCUAGGAGAGGAGCAAGUCUCUGCCAACAUCUCCAGCCAGGAAUCGGAAGACUGUGACACUCUUGGAGUACUAGCUAGUGUGCACAGACCUCGAGAGCAGCCACCCGACAGCUGGCAGGCCUCCGUAUUGAUCUAUGCCAGCCAAGACAAUGAGACAUCUUCCAACGUCAGUGCCGUGACUCUAAACAUAACCAAUUACCCCAAACACAAAGGACUUGUGUACAUCACUUACUACUUGGAUAACUACCUGACCAACCCAUAUUUGCAGUGGAAGAAACUGGGAGCUCCAGAUUUUCCUUCCCCGAAGCAACUGGAGCAGAUAAGAGCUGCUGAGGACCCUGUGGUUAAAGGGCCAUUUUCACUCCCAGCAAAAGGCAGCUUGGUGCUGAAACAAGAGCUCCCAUUUCCAUCCAUCUUCCUCGUCCACAUCUGUGCAAAGCCUCUCGCUGCUCCCCAUCAGGUGAAUGGUGUUCGCCUCAUCCAUCUCACAAAUGGACAAGUUUUGGUAGUGUGGGAUGACAGCUGUGUGAAUUCAAAGUGCCUGAAAAAAUUUGAAGUGUUUUUCUCACAGGAUGGAAAAAAAUACCACCAAAUCAGUGUCAAAGACAGUAUAUUUACAGCAUUGGUCUACAGCCCAGAAACAACAGUCGCAGGGUUUUACAAAGUGCGAGCUGUGGAUUACUGGGGCAGAGCGGGGCCGUUUUCUCUCCCGGUGUACUACAAUGAAGCAUCUUAAGAAAGGCCAAGAGCACCUCAAAGGCAAGCCAGAACUUACAGAAUUGGGCUUGCACUUUGUCAGGGUACAAGUCCUUAAAGCAGUGGUUCUUCAACUCAACUUCCAGGGCAUCAGAGGAGAAAUGAGAAGAGCGACCGGAAGCCACUCCAGAGUGCCAAAAGUUUCUUUUUCAAGAGAUAAUUUUGAAAAACAAAGUAGCACCCUAAGGCACCCUAAGGCAGAACUGCCUCCCCCCACAACCCAAGGGACGCCAGCUGCAGAUGUAAGCAUUUGUUCAAGCACCUGCAGUAACUAGUUUUGAGAGUCAAAUGGAUUAGAAAAAAAGAAAAGUGAAUGGGCUGGAACAGGGGUCAGCA
Molecule: messenger RNA, 2361 nt
Organism: Lacerta agilis (Sand lizard)
Lineage: Eukaryota; Metazoa; Chordata; Lepidosauria; Squamata; Lacertidae
Gene: IDUA
Product: alpha-L-iduronidase
Exons: 14
Coding region: 50-2005 (651 amino acids)
Biological process (GO): carbohydrate metabolic process
Molecular function (GO): L-iduronidase activity
Source: RefSeq, a predicted model, not a curated record